AUGCGCCUGAGCCUGUUCUCGGCCUCCUACCGAUCCAUAGUCGGCAAUUUCUACCGACCACGACGAUCAUACUACCUGCCUCACGUCUCGGCCUUCCCCCUGUUUAAACGCACCCACAGCGUUCUUUGCGCCAUGUCCGACGACGAGCUUCCGGGCCUCGAUGCCACGCCGGCCAACGGCCAGAGAAUCAAGCACGACAACGUGAUCUAUACCACAGUGAAGGAAGGGCUCGCGCAUAUUCUCGUCCCCGAACAGAAAGAUGUCAAGGAUGGCCAGGAGGUGCAACAGGUCUUUUACAACCCAAUCCAGCAAUUCAACCGAGACUUGACAGUUCUGGCGAUGAAGGCAUAUGGAAAGGAAAAGGUGAAGCAGAAGAAAGUCGCGAGCGAAGCAAGGAGUGGCAAGUUUGCCGAGAAGAAGAGAAAACGAAAGGAGCAGACGCAGAGCGAACGGCCUGCAAAGUCUCCUAAACUCGGUGAUGAUGCUGGCGCCGAGGAGGCUGUCGACGAGUCUGCAGUUGCGCCAGCGGACACUGAGAUGCCGGAUGCGAAGGAGCCGGAGCCCGCAAUCCCCGAACAAGAUAAGGAACUGGGGGCUCAGCCAAGCAAUGGUGCUGAUGCUGCGAAAGAGAAGAAGAGCUCUGGCGUGGAAUUCACAAUAUUGGACGCUUUGUCUGCCAGCGGCCUUCGUGCUUUGCGCUAUGCCCACGAAAUCCCAUUCCUCACCAAAGUAACCUCGAAUGAUCUCUUGAAGGUGGCCACCGAGUCAAUCCAGCGCAAUGCCAUCCACAAUGGCUUGGCUGACAAGAUCAGUGUUUCCCACGACGAUGCCCUUGCUCAUAUGUACUCGGUGGUUGUCGACGAGCUUCGCAAGCGCAGUGGGCGUGCUGGGAAGGCGAUUAUUGCCAGCAACAAGUACGACGUUAUCGAUCUUGACCCUUAUGGAAGCGCUGCUCCGUUCCUUGAUGCCGCUGUUCAAGCUAUCAGGGACGAUGGUGGGCUGCUUUGCGUCACCUGCACAGAUUCUGGCGUUUGGGCCUCCAAUGGCUAUCCUGAAAAAUGCUACGCGUUAUACGGCGGUGUUCCGGUGAAGGGUUGGUACAGUCAUGAGGUUGGGCUUCGUAUUGUCCUGCAUUCUAUCGAGACCGCCGCAGCCAAGUACGGCCUCGCAAUCGAGCCGCUCCUCUCACUAUCAGUCGACUACUACAUGAGAGUGUUUGUUCGCGUGACUAGGUCGCCAGCUAUGGUCAAGUUCCAGGGAGGCAAGAAUAUGGUGGUUUAUAGUUGUGGUGGAGGAUGCGGUUCCUGGACCACCCAGCUUCUCAUGAAGAAUAAGCCAGCACCAAACAAGAAGGGAAGCGGCAUUUUCUACAAGCACGGGUUUACGAAAGCGCCCACAGCGCCACCCCUUUGCGAUCACUGUGGCUCGGUUACCCAUCUUGCAGGGCCGAUGUAUGCAGGCCGGAUCCAUGACCCUGAGUUCGUUCAAAAGGUCAUCGACGAGGCCAACGAGGCCUCACCCGAAAUUUAUGGAACACUCCCUAGAGUGAAGGGUAUGCUGUACACAGCACUCGAGGAGUUCUUGCCGACUCCCCAAGAAGUCGAAGCUCAAAAGGACAGCGGCAAAUUGGGCAAGGUGGUCAAGAAGAAGGUUACGGAAGCUGAGCUGGCUGCCAUUGACCCUUAUCCUUUCUACUUCUACCCUGCACAGGUGGCAGGCCUCAUGAACUGCCAAAGCCCCCCAGAAGCACAUUUGAAGGGCGCUCUUAAAGGUCUCGGGUAUCGCGUUACUCGAAGCCAUUGCAAGGCUGGCAGCAUCAAGACCGAUGCGCCAUGGUCAGUCAUCUUCCACGUCUUUCGAGAAUGGGUCCGUCAAAAGGCACCUGUCAAGGAAGCCAAUAUCAAGGAGGGAAGUCUUGCCUGGAGACUUUUGCGCUUGGGGGAGAAGCAGGAGACAACCGAAGGGGCCCCGCCGGAACCAACGAAAGUGGACGAGGCGGUUUCCAAGAUCACCGAGGUGGUCUUCGAUGAGGAACUGGGCCGCGAGGAGAAUAAGCAGAAGCUUGUGCGAUACCAAAUGAAUCCGAAGGAGAACUGGGGCCCGAUGAGCCGAGCCACUGGAAAGUGA
Molecule: messenger RNA, 2127 nt
Organism: Podospora anserina S mat+
Lineage: Eukaryota; Fungi; Ascomycota; Sordariomycetes; Sordariales; Podosporaceae
Exons: 1
Coding region: 1-2127 (708 amino acids)
Biological process (GO): tRNA N2-guanine methylation
Cellular component (GO): nucleus
Molecular function (GO): RNA binding
Source: RefSeq, a predicted model, not a curated record